Messenger RNA from Malaya genurostris, 2648 nucleotides. RefSeq names its product TBC1 domain family member 23 (gene TBC1D23). Bases 239 to 2326 code for a protein of 695 amino acids. Gene Ontology annotation, biological process: retrograde transport, endosome to Golgi. Gene Ontology annotation, cellular component: trans-Golgi network. The transcript is spliced from 3 exons. The record is from RefSeq and is a predicted model, not a curated record. Lineage: Eukaryota; Metazoa; Arthropoda; Insecta; Diptera; Culicidae.
GAAAGCUGUCAGCUGACUGCGUCAAAGAAUAAACUGUCAUCACAUCACCCAUCAUCAUCACACAGUCAAUAUUCGAGAAAAAAAUAUUUUUGCGUAGCUGGCAGAACGAUUUCGAAUAAGCAAAAAAUAUUUUGUAAAAAGAAAUGUCGAUCGUAUUUUUCUACUGGUAGACUUCAACUAGCUAUUGCGAGAUUUUGUUGAAAUUUGCUUCGCUGGAAUAAGACAUAUUUUGGGAAGAAUGGAUGAUUUAUGGUUGAUAGAACUUGAAUCAGCUCUUUUGGAUGAUUGUACAGUCGAUGACAUCUACACAAUUUGUCAAGGUAAAGCCAUCCCAGAGUCGCUAAGGCCAGAUGUUUGGCAAGUUUGUCUCGAUGUAAGGAAUAAAAUAGACCAGCUGUCCCAGUUCAAUGAAAUAUUCGACUUGCCGUUCCAAGAAUUACUUCGACAAGAAUGUCAAAAUGUUGUAGACAAACUGGGAAAUGACGAGGAAGACAAAGUGGCAGUUGUUGCUGAUUUGGAAUCGAUUUUAACGUUCUACUGUAAAAAUAGAAACUUAGUAUACGAUGCUAAUAACGGAUGGAUUGAACUACUGCUGCCGUUGUUAUCGCUGAAGCUACCACGAUCGGAAAUCUACAACAUGUUUGAAGCGAUUCGGGACACAUAUGUUCCGAAAGGUUGUGUCAAAAGCGGAAAUGUGUUCCACAUUUUCCGAUUGUUACUACAGUACCACGAUCCAGAGCUGUGUUCCAUAUUAGACACGAAACGGGUAACUCCAGAUAUGUAUUCGAUGUGUUGGUUCCAAACGCUUUUUGCUUCGACUUGUACCCUUCCAGUCGUACUAGCUAUGUGGGAUCUGUAUCUGCAGCAAUCGGACCCAUUUUUAGUAUUCUUCCUGAGCUUAAUCGUCUUGAUUAAUGGCCGAGAACAGAUCCUUGAAAUGAAGAGUGCCUCGAAGGAUGAUUUGGUAAACUUUCUAGUCAAUAUGCCGUGCAACAUUGAAGCGGAUGAUGUUAUGGACUUCUGUUCCCUGGCGCAGUACUAUUCAAUGAAAACGCCCCUUUCGUUUAAACGCGACUUGCUGAAAGUUCUUUUUGGGGCUCAAAGCAGUGCUUCGGAUAAAAAUGUUGCCUCACAAGCACUUUGUCUCCCGGUUUCCGUUAACGAAUUAGUCGAGAAUGCCUCAAGCGAAAAUAUCCAUCCGGAUGCGGUAAGAUUCUUUCUAGUCGAUUGCCGACCAGCUGACCAGUAUAAUUCGGGCCAUCUCUCGACGGCUUUCCAUCUAGACAGCAAUCUAAUGCUGCAAGAACCGGUUGCUUUUCAAACUGCUGUCCAGGGCCUAUUAAGGUCACAAAAGAAUGCGAUUGAAGCUAAUUCAAAUGCCGGAGGAGAACAUCUAUGUUUCUUGGGAUCCGGUCGGCUUGAAGAAGAUCAGUACACCCACAUGGUAGUGGCUUCUUUCUUGCAAAAAAGUACCAAAUAUGUAUCAUUGCUCACAGGUGGGUACGAGGCAAUACACGAGUACUUUGGAGAUCACAUGAUCGAUUGUUUGGAAGACCAUGAUCCUUUGAAAUGUCUCGUGUGCAAUCAAGAUCAGGUCACGUACGGAAAACGUUUCAAUAACAACAGCGGCUCCGAUGGCAGCCUAAAGCGAACAGAAAAUCGACGGAAUAACAAUCACCCGGAACAGAUACCAGAACGGAAAUCUACCAUUGACUUAUUCAGUAAACUGUCUUUGGUUAUGAAAUCAAAAUCAGCCGAAGUAAAAGGAAAGUUAUUUGACUACAUUUCAAACCCGAAUCCGUCGGUGCCAGUAACAGAAAAACAUGUUUCUCGAAAUGAACGGAAUGGCAAACGGUACCGUAAUGUUCCUCCAGUGUUCAGUAUUGGCGAAGAACAAGACGAAGAUGACCUGGGGCCUUCAUCAUUCAACGAUUCGGUCAGCUCGCAAGCAGGAACACCGGAAACUCCUGAAGACGUUGUUUCUAUUCAAGCCUACUUGAAAGGGCCUGACGUCAUUCGUCAUUUCAAGUGCCAAGAAGUUCACACCAACGGUUACAUGUACGACAGCUUUCUACUAGUGACUGCUUCGCAUAUUAUUGUCCUACGGGAACUAGAUCGCAAGGACAAAGCACGAAUCACGGUCCGACGUGCACUACAUAGCAUCGUAAAAAUAACGGCCAAGAAACGGCACAGAGAUUUGAUCACCUUUAAGUACGGUUAUCCUGAAGAGGAAAAUCUUGUCAUUACCGAUAUGGACCGGUUUCUGAUUCCGAAUGCCAGCGAGGCGACCGAGCUCAUAUCAAAGCAUAUAAUCAAACAAACGUAGACACCUCACUUACAAAUUCUCGCAGUCCGACAACUGAGGGAUUGCUGUCCUAAAAGAGCGUACGUACUUUUCUUCCUGAUAGUCAACUUACACCAGAAGCUAAUUAAAAAAAAAGUUUUCGAUUUUAAUAAUGGAAUUUUAAACACAAGUUUUGGAAUAUCAAGUUGAUUAAAUUUUUGGCCGGAAUGCCUAAUUUAUAUUUCCGUUCUGUUUUUCCGUUCAACCUUUUUAUUAGUUUCGACAAACGUAUGUCCAGAGUUUUUAAACUUUGUAGUAAAUGCCACCUUACCUAGAUUUAUUUAAUAAAGUAUAUGAGAAGUAA